Molecule: messenger RNA, 1620 nt
Organism: Frieseomelitta varia
Lineage: Eukaryota; Metazoa; Arthropoda; Insecta; Hymenoptera; Apidae
Gene: wds
Product: protein will die slowly
Exons: 8
Coding region: 588-1592 (334 amino acids)
Cellular component (GO): Set1C/COMPASS complex
Molecular function (GO): histone binding
Source: RefSeq, a predicted model, not a curated record
CAUCUCUUCUAUCCCUAGUUGAUCAAUGGUUUAGGUUCAAGUUUUACGAACCUAAUGCAGAACAUCGAGUGUUAUGAACGCAAUUUUGUUGUUUUUCGUUUUCGCCAGGUAUAUAAAUGCUUUGGAAACUCUUCAUUAAUAAAGGAAUGUUUUUAUUUACGAAAGUAUAACUGAAAAGAGACAAACACGAAAAUUAAAGGUGAAGAACUGGAGAAAGAAGCACGAAAAAGAGCAUAUAGAAUAAUUUUACGAUUCGAGACUUGGUAAAUAGUGUGGUAGUCAACAAUAAAAAAUUACUCCUACUAGCGGUUAUUUUAACGAUUUCAAGAAAAUGUAAAGACAUCUUCAAUAAACAAUUUUGGAUAUGCUGAGUUCAAGAUGCAGGUUUUCACACUGAUUUUAAGUAAAGGAAUUUGAACGAAUUUAUUCUUUUAACAAAGGAACUGGAUUUUCACUUAGAGGAUCGAAUAUUGAAUGCGCUGAAAAUUCUCAAAGUUUCUCGAUACAAUUUAUUUUAAUCUUCGCUCCUAUAUAAUCCUCAAUUUUUAUUUGAAAGUUGGCGUAUUCGCUGAAAGUUUCGUAUAAAAAUGGUACCACUUGGACCAUCACCAGGUCAUCAAACAUCCGUCAAUAACACUGCAACUGCUCCAGCUAGUGGCACUAAAAGUAGCUCUACAUUGAAACCAAACUAUACUUUGAAGUACACGUUGGCAGGUCACACCAAAGCAGUUUCCUCUGUAAAGUUUAGUCCUAAUGGGGAAUGGCUAGCAAGCUCUUCUGCGGAUAAAUUAAUUAAGAUAUGGGGAUCCUAUGAUGGAAAAUUUGAGAAAACCAUAUCUGGCCAUAAACUUGGUAUUUCGGAUGUAGCAUGGUCUAGCGAUAGUAGACUAUUAGUAUCUGCUUCUGACGAUAAAACUUUAAAAAUAUGGGAAUUAAGUUCUGGGAAGUGUUUAAAAACUUUAAAAGGUCAUAGCAACUAUGUUUUCUGUUGCAAUUUUAAUCCACAAUCGAAUUUAAUAGUUUCUGGUUCUUUUGAUGAAAGUGUCCGGAUAUGGGAUGUUAGAACUGGAAAAUGUCUGAAAACGUUACCCGCUCAUUCAGAUCCUGUAAGUGCGGUUCAUUUUAAUAGGGACGGUUCAUUAAUUGUGUCUAGCAGUUACGAUGGAUUAUGUCGAAUUUGGGACACCGCAUCCGGCCAAUGUCUGAAAACUUUGAUCGACGAUGACAAUCCUCCUGUAUCUUUUGUAAAAUUUUCACCAAAUGGAAAAUAUAUUUUAGCGGCGACGUUAGACAAUACGUUAAAACUUUGGGAUUAUAGCAAAGGAAAAUGUCUGAAAACGUAUACGGGUCAUAAAAAUGAAAAAUAUUGUAUCUUUGCAAAUUUUUCAGUUACUGGAGGAAAGUGGAUUGUAUCGGGUUCAGAAGAUAAUAUGGUGUACAUUUGGAAUUUGCAGACUAAGGAGAUUGUUCAAAAAUUACAAGGUCAUACAGAUGUUGUACUGUGUACGACGUGUCAUCCAACCGAUAAUAUUAUAGCCUCAGCCGCCCUUGAAAACGAUAAAACUAUCAAAUUAUGGAAAAGUGACACAUAGAAUAUACGAUUUUAUUAAAAAUAUUCUA